This is a messenger RNA of Rhincodon typus (whale shark), 10448 nucleotides long. RefSeq names its product RAN binding protein 2 (gene ranbp2). The transcript is spliced from 31 exons. The record is from RefSeq and is a predicted model, not a curated record. Lineage: Eukaryota; Metazoa; Chordata; Chondrichthyes; Orectolobiformes; Rhincodontidae. Gene Ontology annotation, biological process: protein peptidyl-prolyl isomerization; intracellular transport; protein folding. Gene Ontology annotation, molecular function: GTPase activator activity; protein binding; peptidyl-prolyl cis-trans isomerase activity. The coding region runs from base 148 to 9657 and encodes 3169 amino acids. Gene Ontology annotation, cellular component: cytoplasm; nuclear pore.
CACAGUUUUGUCGUGCGGCGUCGGCGGAACCGGUGCUGAAAGCUCUGUGUUCAGGACGGAAGGGAUGGUGUAGGACCGGAACUGAUCUGAGAGGAGUGGCGUUUAUCAAACCGUGUAUACACAGCUGCCCGAGGCCGGUGAGGACGCAUGAUGCGCAGUAAGGCCGAAGUGGAUAGGUACAUUGCCUCGAUGCAGGGCGUCACGCCGCUCUCACCCCGUGAGAAAUCACUCAAAGGGUUUUUGUUUGCAAAACUCUAUUAUGAAGCCAAGGAGUAUGAACUUGCAAAGAGGCAAAUAUCAGCUUACAUAAGUGUGCAGGAAAGGGAUCCAAAAGCGCACAAGCUUCUUGGCCAAAUCUAUGAGUCUGAAGGCAACAUUGAAAAAGCCAUUGGUUGUUAUAAGCGGGUUGUGGAGCUGAAUCCUGUACAGAAGGACAUGAUCCUGAAAGUAGCUGAUUUGCUGUGUAGUAAUGGAGACCUGCUUGAUGGAAGAGCAGAAUACUGGGUGGAGAAGGCAGCCAAGCAUUUUCCUGCUAAUGGAGUAGUUUACAAACUGAAGGAGAAGCUGCUGAGCACAAAGGGACAAUUGGACAAUUCUCAACUAUUCGACCUUAUUCAGUCAGAGUUGCAUUCAAGGCCCAAUGAUCCUCAUGCCAAUAUACGUUUGGUGGAAUUCUACUGUUCUGUUGGGAAAUUUGAAGAAGCUGUGAAUUUCUGUAUCAGCACUGAAAAGAAAAGAACCCUUUGUAAAUGUCUGGAAUGGUACACCUGCAUGGUACAGACAUUGAAGAACUAUAUCAGUUCAUCAAAUGUUUCAUCAGCUGAUAAGAGCAAAUGGAGAUUCUUGCAGAAGGAAUUGCUCCUGGCAUCAACUAAUCUUAUGUUCCUGACAUUAUCAACCAGAAAUGUCCCAGACGUUGUAAAUGCUCUAAUGAGUUUUGAUUGUACAAUGUAUAUUGCAAAGUCAUACUUAACUUCAACAAUGGAUGAUCUUUCGGCUACUUUCACCGAAAUGAGAGGACAUCUGUAUUUACAUGCUGGAACGUUACUUCUAAAAAUGGCUCAACAUAAUGCGAUUCAGUGGAAAGCAGUUGUAGACCUUGCAGCAUUGUGCUACUUAAUUGCUUAUCAGGUUCCAAGACCCAGGCUGAAAUGUCUAAAGGCAGAAGAGACAAAUCAGGAAAUGAUUAAUUGGUUAGCAUCAGAUAGACAAAGUCAGUCAGGGCAUAUGUUAAUAAGUUUAAUGUCGGGAAAGCCUGACUUUCACAAAGAAGUGGUGGAGACUUUUGCAAACAAAAGUGGCCAGACUGCAUUAAUUGAAACAUUGUUUGGAAGUCAGAUAUCUGUUGAAAGGUCAUUUCUUGCCAAUGAUGAUAUCAGAAAUGUUACAGAAGAACACCCAGAUCUGAAUGAACUCAUAAAAUGGGAUGAUGCUUCUGUUAAAUUGCAUGGUGGAAAUUUGCAACAUCUUGCUUGGCUUGGUUUACACCAGUUUUCAAUGGAGCAGUUACCUAUGGUACGAAAUUGGCUUAAGCAGUUGUUUCCUCGACUGCCGCAAGAAACCUCACGGCUUGAAACCAAUGCUCCUGAGACUAUUUGCAUUUUAGAUCUUGAGGUUUUUCUUCUUGGAGUGAUUUAUUCAUGUCAUACGCAGUUACAGGAUAAAUCAGACCUUCACUACAGUAUGCACCAACCAAAGUGCAUGCCACUGCCAAUCAGCAAACUGCUGUAUACAGAGCGACAGAACGCUUGGUGGGAUGCUGUCUACAGCCUUGUCUACAAAAAAGCACAACCGGGUACAUCAGCUAAACUAAGACUAUUGAUUCAGCGUGAACUUGGUACAUUGAGGGCACUAGAUAAGCACGGACUUCAACCUGCUCUAAUUAUACACUGGGCACAAAGCCUCAUUAACAUUGGAAGUGGAUUAGAUUCAUACUACGAUCAAAAAGAAUACAUUGGACGGAGUGUCUACUACUGGAGGAAAGUCCUGCCCUUAUUACAGAGCAUCAGAAAGAAAAGGAGUAUUCCUGAACCUAUCAAUCCUUUGUUUCAACAUUUCCGUAGCAAGGAUAUCAAGGUUACUGAAGUUGAGGAUUAUGAAAAGGAAGUGGAAAUCGCUUUUGCUACGCUUGAUGUAGUUGAUGGAAAAAUUGACGAGGCAAUUGCUGCUUUUGAAUCUAUCAAUAAUAUUGUUGCACAUUGGAAUCUUGCUUUGAUAUUUCACAGGAGAUCGGAGGAAUAUGAAAAUAGCAAUGAAAUGGCUUCUGAUGAGCAAGAACAAUGUAAAAAUUGUUUACUCAGCAGUAAAGAAUACCUCAGAAAGGUCUUGAAUGAAGCUGAAUCAAACUUUGCAGCUAUACACAGUUUGCCUGUAUCAAUAGGUACAGUGAAAGAAAUGCUGGAGUUGGUAAAUCAACAUCUUCAAGAAUAUAAUGGAGAUGUACUUGACCAUGGGGAAGAAAUAAAUGACAGUUCUCAGACAGCUGAAAAUGGCACUUCUAUGGAGUCAUUACAAGUUAAACACUCUACCCCAUCUCCAACAAAGCUUACUCCAUCACCAACCAAGAGCUACAAGUGGUCUCCAAAGACUCCACCUCGUUGGGCUGAAGAUCAGAAACAUUUAUUGCAGAUGCUUUGCCAGCAAGUAGAACAGCUGAAGGAUGAAGUACGUGAACUCAAGCUAAAUAAUUCAAAUACAACUGAAUCACCACAUCCUCGAUGGCGCACGGAUAGUUAUGGUGCAGAUAACCAUCCAGAAGGUUACCAGGGUGCGCACAAUUUUCAGGGAGCACCUUUAACAGUUUCUACCUCAGGACCUUCUGUGUUCUACAAUCAAUCCCCAGCAUAUAACUCCCAGUAUCUUCUUGGAACAGCAACCAAUGUGACUCCAACCAAGCCUCCUGCCUAUGGAAUUGGUCGGAUUCCACCACAACAGUCGAUGUAUGGCUAUCAACAGCAGACUCACACACCACCUGUUCAGAACAAUGCGCCUUGUAUGUAUUCACAGGAUAUGUAUGGAACACAGUUACGUUUUGAAUCACCUGCAACAGGGUUGCUUUCCCCAUUUGGUGAAGACUAUUACAGUCAUGGUGUUCCACAGACCAAUACAAACCCACCAUUGCCAGAGCCUGGUUAUUUCACUAAACCAUCAGUGGGAGUUCAGAUGUCAAAGCCUACAGAGAUGAAGGGGAUAGAGUUUGGAAAACUGAACCAACAAAUGCAGCAUGAAACUACAAAGGCUUCCUUAGGUACUGCCCUAAUGCAUUCCACACCAGCAACAACAUUCAAAUUUAACUCUAAUUUCAAGAAUAAUGAGGGGGACUUUACAUUUUCAUCGCCCCAGCUGAAGACUCAGACACCACCUUCAUCUGCCAGUGAUAGUCUUCUGGGCAUUUUAACUGCAGGUAGAUGUAUAAAAAGUGACCAAAUUGUAGGUCACAUGUUUACACAAGAAGCAGUACCAAGUCGAGGAAACUUCUUUUCCCUAAGAGGGCAGGGUUCAUUUGAUGACUCUUCAGUUCAAAAGCAAAAUAAAAAUUCAUUCAAUAACAUUUUGAGUAACCAGACAUUUGGAAUGAAUGCAGAAGACAAAGGUGGGGAGAGUGAUGGGGACAGUGUUCCUGAAGAAGAUGGUCCACACUUUGACCCUGUUAUACCACUUCCGGAUAAAGUAGAUGUGAAAACUGGAGAAGAAGACGAAGAAGUGCUGUUUUCCAACAGAGCUAAGCUCUUCCGUUUUGACACUGAGACCAAAGAAUGGAAGGAACGGGGCAUUGGUUAUGUCAAGUUACUUCAACACAGGGCAUCUGGCAAAAUCCGACUCCUAAUGCGACGGGAUCAAGUUCUUAAAAUCUGUGCAAAUCAUUACAUAACAGCGGAUAUGAAAUUGAAGCCAAAUGCAGGAUCUGAUAAAUCAUGGGUAUGGUGUGCUUUAGAUUAUUCUGAUGAAAAGCCAAAACCUGAGCAGCUUGCUGUUCGAUUUAAAACUGCAGAUGAGGCUGCAUUAUUCAAAACCAAAUUCGAAGAAGCGCAAAACUUAGUUAAAGAUCAGAAAUUAAAAUCGAGUAGCCUACUUAGUCAAGAAAAGAAAACUGGAAUCAAAAUCCAGGCUGAGGACAUGCAAUUAGGUGCCAUUAAAUCAACUACUGAACAAUCUGGAUUUGGUGUUCAGUUUGUCAAGAAAGAUGGCGAAUGGGACUGCAGCUCGUGUCUUGUACGAAAUUUUGCAGCUGCUUCUGUGUGUGCAGCUUGCCAAAACCCUAGAACUGUUACUGGAAAAAAUAGUUUUCCCUCCGCUUCACGAAUCUCUGAGCAAAAUGGAAGUGAAGUUGGAGUGACUGAGAAGAUUACUACAGCUUUUACUAAAACAGUAGGAUUUGGUGAUAGAUUUCCUAAGGAAGGCCACUGGAAUUGUAGUGCGUGUUUUCUUCAAAAUGAAGCUGUCUCGUCACAUUGUAUAGCUUGCCAGGCACCAAAUUCCAGUAGCAAGGAUGGCAUUAGUUCAGCCAGUCAGGCACCUGCAACUUUUGCAUUUAGUGCUCAGAAAGAUAUUACAAAGCCAAGUACACAUGGUAAUUUUGGCCCACUGUUUGGAAAAGUGGAUGGGCAAUGGGACUGCAUUGCAUGUCGUGUCAGAAAUGAAGCGACUGCACAAAAGUGUAUGUCCUGCCAUGCACUAGGUCCAUCUUGUAAAGAUUCUGGUGUGUCGUACGACCAGCCAGUGACUACCUUUGAGUUUGGUCUUGACUCUGUGUCUGCAAAAGCAUCUAAAGGAUUUGGUUUCAGUAGAAAGGAGGGGCAGUGGGAUUGCGCCGCUUGUUUUGUGAGAAAUGAACCAAAUGUGGCAAAAUGUGCAGCCUGCCAGGUGCCCAGACCUGCUGGCAAUGUUACAGUUGUUACACCCACGAGCCAAUCGGCAUCAGCCUUCAGGUAUGGUGAGAAAGCAUGUCCGCCUGCACAGGGAGAGUUUGGAGGAAUGUUUGCCAAAAAGGAGGGACAGUGGGAUUGUGCCACUUGUUUCGUGAGAAAUGAACCAGAUGUGGCAAAAUGUGCAGCCUGCCAGGUGCCCAGACCUGGCAGUGUUACAGUUGUUACACCCACGAGCCAAUCAGCGUCAGCCUUCAGGUAUGGUGAGAAAGCAUGUGCACCUGCACAGGGAGAGUUUGGAGGAAUGUUUGCCAAAAAGGAGGGACAGUGGGAUUGCGCCGCUUGUUUUGUGAGAAAUGAACCAAAUGUGGCAAAAUGUGUAGCCUGUCAGACACUUAACCCAAACAGUAAAACUGCAGAUGUUUCAACUGCUGCUGCCCCAUUUGGUCUUGCCAGUGCAUAUUCUAAAUCUGAUACACCCGAAUCAGGAUUUAAACUUAAUUUUCCUGCAAGUGGCUUCAAGUUUGGCCAUAGCAACAGCAGCUCAACAGCUUUCAAAGUUGGGGCAUCAUCAUGUCAACCCUCGAGACCAUUUUCUAGCACUGUGUUUACAUUUUCUUCAUCUAAUACAGGUGGUGGGUUUGAAUUUGGAUUGCCUGAUAUGAGCAAAGACUCUACUGAUAAAGUUAACCAGCCAAUACAAGAAGGAUCGGCUGCGCUCUUUUUAAAAUCCUUUGCUGAACAGCAAAAAGAGAGGGAGCGAAUGAAUUCAAAAUCUGGUGCAGACACAAAUCAAACACCUAAUACAUCAAGUCAAAAUGAAGAAUUUUUUCUGGGCAAGAACUCCAAUAUUGCUACCUUUGCAGAUCUUGCAAAAACUGCAGAUAAAGAAUUUCAAUUUGGUCAUAAAGAUCCUAAUUUCAAAGGUUUUGAAGGAGUAGGUCAACAGCUAUUUUCAUCAUGCAGUACAACAGCUGCUUCAGCAGAAAAUGAAGAUGAUGAAUUGUAUAAAACUGAAGAGGGGGAUAAUAUUCAUUUUGACCCCAUUGUUCCUCUGCCUGAGAAGGUCGAUCUCAUUACAGGUGAAGAAGAUGAAACAGUACUUUACUCACAGAGAGUUAAACUAUUUAGGUUUGAUACAGAAACCAGCCAGUGGAAGGAACGUGGUGUUGGAAAUCUCAAGGUCCUUCAAAAUAAAGCUAACGGCCGCCUUCGGAUUCUAAUGCGUCGAGAGCAAGUUUUCAAAGUAUGUGCAAAUCACUGGAUCACGACCACAAUGAAUCUCAAACCCUUAAUGGGUUCUGAUAGAGCAUGGAUGUGGUUAGCUAGUGACUUUUCAGAUGGUGAGGCUAAACCAGAGCAACUGGCAGCGAAGUUUAAAACUCCUGAAUUGGCUGAAGAUUUUAAAGAGAAAUUUGAAGAAUUCCAAAGACUAUUGCUAGAUAUUCCAUUGCAGACUCCUCAUAAGUUAUUGGACAAUGGUAGGACAGCUCGGCUUAUACAGAAAGCUGAAGAAAUGAAAAGUGGUUUAAAAGACCUGAAACAUUUUUUGAAAGAUGAGUCAGGAAGGUUGAAUGAUGAAGGGAAUGUAGUAAAGAGUUCUGCUUCUGAAAGCAACAAUUCCUCUGGUUUAGUGAUUAAACCGCAUUCAGAAAGUACUGGCCCCACGUUGGAGUGGGAUAAUUAUGAUCUGCGUGAAGAGGCAUUGGAUACAAGUGUAUCUAACACUGCAUAUGGGCCACCUGAUACGAGCAGUCCAGUGAGGAAGAACCUCUUCCGCUUUGGCGAUUCAACAACUGGGUUUAAUUUUAGUUUCCAGCCAAGCUUGAGUCCACUGAAAUCUCCUAAACUGAACCACAGUGGAUUGUCUGUGGGUACAGAUGAAGAUUCUGAUUUUGGGCAAGAGGAGGAGAGGGAUGUUCAGCAUUUUGAGCCAGUUAUUCCGAUGCCUGAUUUAAUUGAUGUAUUGACAGGAGAGGAAAAUGAACAGGUUAUCUUUUGUCAUCGAGCUAAACUUUAUCGAUAUGACAAAGAAGUGAGUCAGUGGAAAGAAAGAGGAAUAGGAGACCUGAAGAUUUUACAAAAUUAUGAUUCUAAAAAAGUUCGAAUAGUUAUGAGACGUGACCAGGUUUUAAAAAUUUGUGCUAAUCACUGGUUAACACCAGAGGUAAGGAUUGAGCCCAUGAAAGGAACAGAAAAAGCCUUUAUUUGGAGUGUUAUGGAUUUUGCAGAUGAUGUGGCAAAGAUGGAACAGUUAGCUGUACGGUUCAAACAGCAAGAAAUUGCUAACUCUUUCAGGGAGCUCUUUGAAGAAGCUAAGAAAGCUCAAGUGCAGGGAACAUUAGUCACACCGUUAUCUUCAAGAGGGAAUACACCAAGAGAAUCUCCAUGUGGCAAAAUUGCAAUAUCAUUGCUCGAAGAAACUAUUAAGGAGUCAACAGAGCAAACAUGUACAAGUGUUGCAUCUCCAAACAGUGCCACCAAGUCACCGAGUACGUUAUUGACAGAAACACCAUCAUAUACCUCUGUGGCUUCACCAAAAUUUGUAUUUGGGUCUGAUUCUGUGAAAUCCAUCUUCAGCAACGAGCAAGAGAGGCCUUUCACUUUUGGUGGUUCAGCAACUGGAUCCUUGUUUGGUUUCAGUUUCAAAAGUGCUGAUUCUCCUUUAAAGGACCAAGUACAACCUGGCUCCUCUGUCAUUAAGAACAAAUUGCAGGAGGUAACGAGUGGUGGAUUUGAUUUUCGUAAAGCAGCUGCAUCUCUAUCAAAGUCUACAACAACCAGCUUGUUGCCUUCAAGCACAACAGAAUCUGCUGUAACUGCUUUUGCAACCAAGGAUACACCCAGGCCCACUGCGUUUAAAAUGCCACAAUCUGUUGGCGAUGAAGAGGUACAGAUUGUUUUUGUAUUGACACCCACACCCGAACAAGCAGCUCUUGCUAAGCAGCUACACCUUCCCCAAACAUUCUUCUGCUACAAGAACAAACCUGGUUAUUUUAGUGAUGACGAUGAGGAUGAUGAAGACUAUGAAACUGCUGUUAGGGAACUCUGUGGAAGAUUGUAUCAAGAUAAACAAGAGAAACUGAAAGCACCUAAAACAGGUGACCCAAAGGAACAGUUACAUUCUAAUGAACUAGAAGACUUCUCUGAUGCAGGUACAUCCUUGCAACUUACUGAUGUGAAGCUGUAUCCAGAUGAACAAAGAGAGCACAAGUCCUGUGCAACAGUAGAUUCCAGUGGGGACAAUCUAGUGGAAGAUGGUGACAAAGACUGUAUUCUUGUGUGGGAGAAGGUGCCGACCCCUAAAGAGAAGUUGAAGGCUGAAAAGUUGUUGCUUCCUUCCACAUUUUUUUGUGGUUUAAGCAGUGAUACUGAAGGAGAGAAGGAAGAUGAUGACUUUGAAAUUGAAGUUCGCAAAAUCAAGGAAUCACAGAUAGCGCAAGAAGAAAUCAUCAGCAGCUCCACUUGUAUAGAUUCUGCAAUCCGAUUGAAUGAACCAGCGACUACUGCACUGGUUAAUGUUUCAGAGGCUGAAGCUAACUCUACAACACAAUUUGAACGUAAGGAAUUCUCUGCAGAUGAUGGCAGGCCCAUUGAUUUAACAACUAAAAAUGAAAUGGAGCCUGAUUCUACUACUGAAGUGAACGGCAUAUUUGGAUUCGGUGACGUGAAAACAGUUUCUUUUGCAGAUUUGGCUGCUCAGAGUACAGAAGGAUAUGCCUUUCCACCAAAAGAAGCCAAUUUCACAUGGGCAAAUGCAGGAACUGCUGUGUUUACUUCGAUGGUGCCCAGAACUCCAUAUGAUGAAGAUGAUGGCACUGAUGUGGUACCUAGCAAUGACAUCCACUUUGAGCCAAUAGUUUCUUUACCUGAGGUUGAGACAAAAUCAGGCGAAGAGGAUGAGGAAAUCAUCUUUAAAGAAAGAUGUAAGCUGUAUCGUUGGGACCGUGAUAUCUCUCAAUGGAAAGAACGUGGAGUUGGAGAUCUUAAAAUUCUGUAUCACUCCCAAAAGCGAUGUUACCGUAUUCUGAUGAGGCGAGAACAGGUUCUUAAGGUCUGUGCGAAUCAUGUUAUUACUGAGGAAAUGGAACUCAAACAAAUGAAUACAUCGAACAAUGCCUUUGUUUGGACUGCAGCUGACUACACUGAUGGCGAAGCAAAAAUUGAGCAACUUGCAGUACGAUUCAAAACUCCAGAAUUGGCUGCUGCCUACAAAAAGAAGUUUGAAGAAUGUCGAGAUUCACUUUCGCAACUCCAGAAAUCUGAGGAAUUCCAAGUUGUAGCUCUGUCAAAUAGCAGUAACCCUGUUGUUUAUUUUGAUGUAUCAGCCAAUGAGGAGAGCUUGGGACGAAUUACCAUGGAACUGCUAUCAAAUAAGGUUCCACGAACAGCUGAAAACUUUAGGGCCCUCUGCACUGGAGAGCGUGGUUUUGGAUUUAAAAAUUCAACAUUCCACAGGGUUAUUCCAGAAUUUGUUUGCCAGGGUGGUGACAUCACAAAGUUUGAUGGAUCUGGUGGGAAGUCUAUUUAUGGAGAAAUGUUUGAAGAUGAAACCUUCAUUAUACAGCACUCUUGUCCUGGUUUGUUGUCCAUGGCAAAUAGGGGCCCAAAUACCAAUAAUUCACAGUUCUUUAUUACUCUAAAGGAAACCAAGCAUUUAAAUUUGAAGCAUGUAGCUUUUGGCUAUGUAAAAGAAGGCAUGGAUGUUGUGAGAAAAAUUGAAACAUUUGGUUCUGAAAGUGGCGAAACAAGUCGAACCAUUACAAUCACUGAUUGUGGGCAGAUUUCUUAAAUGGAGAGUACCCAGUUUCUCUUUGGUCAUGCUGUCUAUUUGGAAUGCUGUAAUAUUGGAUGUUGCUGGGAUGUUAACUGUACUGGUCUGAACAUUGGAUGUACAAAUUAUAUUGAUGGCUAGCAGCUGUCCAAGUUUGUUAGUGUUGAAUAUUGCAUGUUUCAGAAUAAAAAUUUUGGCAAACAAUGAGCGGUGGCAUUUAUCUUAAAUGUAAACACGACAUUUUGCAGUUCCAGCCGAACUGUGCAGAGCAGUUUAAACCUGGCAAUCAAAGUUAAGAGAAAUUGUCAUUAAGUUGCAACUUUUUAAAGUGUGCAGAAAUUCAGAAUUAAGGUGGGAAUUAGUAACUGUUUUCCAGGUCUACAAGUGGUAAUUGCCGAACAGGAUUUGGUAAUAUCAACCAGGCUUUGCAUAUUUUUGUUUUUGUUUUAGUGCAACCAAAACACUAAGAUUUUGUUUCAAAAUCCUGGAAUCAGGUUACAUUUGGUUAUUUUGUUGCCAAGAUUAAAGCUCUGCUGUUAAAAAUUACAUUUACUGAAACAGAUUUGACACUAUUGUAAAAUAUAAAGUCGUUUUUUACAAUGAUUUUCUAGUAUUUGCUAAUGUGAUUGGCUCUGUAAUUUUAAAUUGGUAAAUUUAACUAGUUAAAACCCAAACUUUAUAAAUAUUUAUAAUAAAGGUAUAAUUGUAUCUACUGGUGGAUUUAAGCAUUUUCUUUGAUUUGUUUCAAAUGCGUACAGAUUUGAAAUGGAGGUACAUGCCUUACCAACAAUAAAUUUUAUUGUACCUUU